AUGUCAUACGAAAGUGAAAAUACCGAAGGUGCAUCUAGUGAUGAACAAGAUGUCCCACCCUUCUUCCAAUUCUUGUCGGAGACAAAAAUAUCACCGCUGGUUUCCGAUGACAUGGAAGAUCAGUUGGGAAGGUGUAAAGACUUGUUUCCGUUAACCCAGAAGGUACCGAGCUUCUCGUUGUCGGUUUGGAGUUCAUUCGAUCUCUGUCUCCAAAUUCGUUGUUUGAAAAUGCUGAAGUCAUUGGUUUUAAGAUCUCGUUCUACACAAAACAUUCUCAAUCAUAUGCAAUUCAUUCAACAGCGAGGACUCCACAGUAGAAAUAAAAUGGCAAUGGAGUACAUUGCAAAAGGAUGGAAUGCACUUAAGGAGGUUGAUAGAGUGAUUGACUAUUGUGAACCCAGAGAUAAACGACUCAUCCCUCACCUUAACACUGCAAAAGAUAAUUUUGAAAUGGCUCUAGAAGUUGAUAACUCAAACACCCAUGCCAGAUAUUGGUUAUCCAGAUUGCACCUUAAAUACCAUGUCCCUGGUCAAUGUAAAGCCAUAGGAGCUGCUUUAUUGGUGGAAGCUGCAAAUAUGGGUGAUGCAGAUGCUCAAUAUGAAUUGGGUCGUAAUUUACGAAUCGAGAACGAGGGUGUUGACACGGAUCAAGAAGCUUUUUAUUAUUUGGAGAAGGCAGCAGACCAGUUGCAACCGGAUGCUCUAUACCUUCUGGGAGCUGUCUAUUUAACAGGUGAUUGUGUUAAGAAAGAUGUUGCCUCAGCAAUAUGGUGUUUUCAUAGAGCUUCAGAGAAGGAUCAUGCUGGGGCAGCAAUUGCAUAUGGAUCCCUUCUUCUUAGAGGUUAUGAAGUUCCUACAUCUCUAACAAAGUUUAAUCUAAUAAAAAAUGGGAGGAAACUAAGGAAGAAAACAUGUGAAGCUAAUCCAAUCCAAUUGGCAAGAGAACAAUUUGAAAAUGCUGCAAGAUUAGGAAGUGAUCUUGGAUUCAGAUGGUUAAAAAGACUUGAGGAGGAAGAGAAGAGUCUCCUUGCUGCAUAAAACAUAUGUACCUUACGCAUAAACACUAGUACACGUGUUUUGGAAUAAAAUUUUAUAUUUUAUAUAACUGUCGUUAACUAUUUGCACCGACUUGGUUCUUAUGAAUAUGUCCAAAAGAUCAGUUUACUUUUUGG
Lactuca saligna is the source of this 1172-nucleotide messenger RNA. The record is from the annotation of a GenBank genome assembly. Lineage: Eukaryota; Viridiplantae; Streptophyta; Magnoliopsida; Asterales; Asteraceae.